CUCCAGUACAUGUGCUCGACUGACUUGGACUAUAAUUGCGCUUCGAGAGAACACCCGCUGAGAUUCUCGUCUGGUUUGUGUCAUGCGUUUGCUUCCACAGAACAGAUCAUCAUAUUCUGAGCGCUCUGUGGACUGUGAGAGUGAUGAUGGAUCAGAGUUUCCCUCUGGGAUUCAUGGAGCUCAGCAGUUAAAGUUUUGUGGUAAUUUCUUGAAGGUUGUGGGUUCAAAUCCCAGACUAGUCAGACAGCCACUGUUGGGGCACGUCAGCUGAUCUGCCCUGUGAUUGGAUUCUAGCAUGUUAAAGGAACAAAAUCUACCCUGAAAUAUGUUUAUAUAGGGAUAUUUGUUUGGAGAUGUGUUUGGAGAUCUGUUUGGAGAUGUGUUUGGAGAUUCUGGUGCUAAUAUAUUGUCUAGUUUAUAUGUUAUCUCCUAAAAAGAAAAGAGCGAGAGCUUCUUUUCUCACUCAGUUUUCAUUUUCCAGUGAUGUUCAGUUUCAUUUUAAUGAGAAAUCCAGUGUAGAAGUAGUGGAGACAUUAGUGCAAACAUUGGACUCCAAGUCCCAGAAUGCAGUUGAGAGACGUCUUGGCUAGUUAGUGAUCUAUGAGAUGACGAGCAUGAUGCCAUUAGUGGUGGAAUUAGUGUGAAAGCUGUUUGAGCAGAGUGUACAGAUGAGGAGGUGAGAGAGCUGGACAGACUAAAAGACUAAAGCACCGCUGCAUCGCUCUCUUUAAGUAGAGAUGAAGCGAAAGCUAAAUCCCCCGCACCACUUUCAGGAGGUAGUCGACCAGCACUGUGGUUAUUGUUGGAAUCCAAAGUGAAAGUAGAUUAAUAAAUCUUGUAUGUCUUUGGAGAUCAUGCCUUAAUUAUAAAGAUGGAUAUGCAGAUUGUUCAGGGUGGAGUUAAGGCUGCUUUGAGGUGACAGGACUUCAUUCAUAUGAAGACCAAAGAAACAACUCUCUCUCAUCAGAAAUGCUAUUUCAAAUUCAGAGGAGCUGUGAUCCCUGGGUGAGAACAAUGGACUUCCACUUUUACCCAGCUCCCGUGUAAGUUGGGAUAUGUGACUUUUGGUAUUUCUCCCUCUGUGUCACUCAGUUCAAGCAAAUUCACACUGAAUCAGGCGAAUUGGGAGCAAGAAAAGCAUUGAAACGGUGGUAGUGAUGGUAGGCCAGGAGUUGCCUGUUUAACAAAUGGGUUUUUAGACUACAGGACCUGUUUGAGAACUGUUCAGAUGGUGUCCAUGAGGUCUGAUGUGGGAACCAUGUCAUUUGUCACAUCAGCAUGAAACAUUGGGUCUGUUGGCAGAUAAAUCACUGAAAUCAGAAUCAGUACUCAGAUAUCUGUUAAUGAAAGUUUGCUAUUAAGGUGAGGACACACUAACAUCCAUAGAUGUUCUUCCAUCUUUCUUCAUAUGAAAUCUGUCGCUAGUGGAAAUUUCCCCCCAGACAUUGGCUUGUGUUAACUGUAUAAAGGGAAGAGCAGUGCGAGGUGAUUUAUAGCGAGGGUCAUUACGGUGACUCUCGGCACCAAUGGAGCUAUUUUGAGCCACAUUCGCUGAAGUGGAGGUUAUUAGCAGCUCAGUGUGAUGGCCAAGUGACACUUUGAAGUCUGAGAGCAGACCUGAACCUUGGCCUAAAGGACUGAGGUUUUGACCUUGUGGUGUAACAGCAGGCAUCAUAAGCAGGAUACUCGUCUAUUUUAUGAGUGUGUUCGGAAUCUGAUCAGAGAUUGAAGCAUAAUGUCUCUACAGCAGCCUGAAUACACGCUAACAAGUAACUUCUCUGCAUUACGUGACCUAAACAACUUCUGUCAGUCGCUCUGGAUAAACACGUCUACCAAAUAUCGGUUCAGAGCUCCACAGCUAGCUAGGAAGCACAGAAAGCUAUCUUUAUAUCAUUCAUUAGUUUAAUUAUAAUCACAGUAGUGAGGAUUCUCGAUUCGGACUUUCUCUAACAGCAGCUCUGACAGUGCAGCUGUAAAUCACAGGUUUAUAUUAAUGCACUCGUUCUGAUACGUUAUCGUUUCUAUAGUAACGGCUCAUUCACAGGGACUCGUACGAUGAACGCUCGACAUAACCGGAUUAAAAAAAACCAUCGCUAUGGUGAAGUUUUCUGUAAGGAGAUGUUUAUUUAACAUUUAUGGAAGGAGUCUCCAGUGUCAGUGCUUUGUAACAGAGACUUGCUCGGAUCUGGUUUAUAAAGAAGUGGAGAAGAGCUCGAGGAUCGGAUCGGUGACGUCACCAGUCGGUGAAUCGGCGAAACCCAACACCGAUUAUUGCUCGGGGCAGGGAUGAGCGCGCGCGGCUCCACUUCUGCACAGCGCAAGUCGAGGCACGUGCGGCACCCGCUGCCCGGGGCUACAGAGAGAGAGAGAGAGAGAGAGAGAGAGAGAGAGACAACCCAGACCUUCCCACCUCCCUCCCGGAGGAGCUUCUGCAUUACCGAACCCCGGCUUCUCUGUACUUCGGAUCCGGUCCUUGCACGUGCGCGCAGGACCGACACCGAGUAAGAACAUCCCGGCGCGCGCGCGCGUCCUCAUCGCCGUUAACACGCGGAGGGGAUUAGGAGGGGGUGUAAAGUUUUCCACAGAGAGAGAGAGAGAGAGAGAGAGAGAGAGAACUUGAGAGCACCUCAAGUUUCUGUCUUGAGGAAAAUGAGGAGAGUUUGAGGAUCUCGUGCUUUUUUUCACCCUCACCGGCCGCCACCGAGCUCCGGCUCGCGCUCCCGGUCUCCUCUGGCGCGCGAUUCCGCUUUCACCCAGGACUCUGCUGCUCGGACAAAUGCAUACAAAUGCAUUUAGGAGCCCAACGGACAAGGGGCGGCCGCGUUGCACAAACGAGAGCCCUCCUUCUGCUCCUGUCAGUAUGUUUCACUAUGCUAUCUGCAGAAGAACAUUCACAAACUCAAGGUGUAGAUCUUCUUCUCCAGCUGGGCCUGUCCAGCCGCAGAGACGUCACCCACUCCUCUUGGAUGAUGACCUCACCCCCCCUUAUUUCUUCCCUCCCAUCUCUCUCUAUCCUUCCCCCUGGGGUCGGGGCGACUCUGGACCGUGAUGCCGUGAUUGAAGCCCCUGUAGCGAGUGUCCUUCCCGCAGGCAUGGAGAAGGAGUUUUCCCUGAUAGUGAGCCUCAACUCCAAGCGUGCCACCAAUGCCUUUCUGUUCAGCGUGCGGGAUGGAGUGGACCGGCUCCAGUUUGGUCUGCAGCUUCUGCCCAAUCGGGUGGUGGUGUACACAGGUGACAAAGCAUCCGUCUACUUCAGCUACGAAGCGCAGGAUGGACGGUGGCACUCGUUUGCAGUGGCGGUGCGUCCACGCUCUGUGUCCUUCUUUGGCCAAUGUGGGGGACUACACUACAGUGAAGAGACACUGACCAGGCCACGAAUGGUGGUCUCAAAUGGCCGGGUGGCCAUCGGAAAGAUGAGCUCCAGGGCAGCACAGUUUGAAGGCUCUCUGUGCCAGCUGGAGAUAUAUCCAUCAGCGCAGGUCGCAGCACAUUACUGUGACUAUGUUAAAAAAAACUGCAGACUUGCAGACACUUUCCGAUCUCCAUUCCCUUCCACAUCACCUUCCCUAAUGUCCUCUACGACCUCCCCUACUUCCUCUGAAACACACACACAAAACCCAGCCAACUCCACACUCAGGAACUCUAUAGGCAAAAUUAACCCUACAACUGCGUCUUUUUGGAAUACACUGACAUCGAGUGCCACUCGGACUGUUGGUCCGUCUCCAAGCCCCUUCAGGCCAACGCAUUCCCCAGAUCUUACUCCAAGAACUACUACAAGCACCCCUCCAAGUGAAGGUAGAUCCUAUGAGGAGAACAACACUGAGGAUCAGCGGCUGCUGAGAAGACCCCGUGCCACUCGGGCCACUCCAAACCUGAUCUCUCACCACAGGAAGAACCAGCUGAGUAACGACAAUGACUCCCACCAUCCAGAUCUCGCAGAGCCUCAAAUGAAGCUGAACGGUGCGACCUUAUACAGACAGCAAGGGUACAACAACCAGCUUGAACGUCUUGAGGAAUACGGCGAGGAACGGACAUACGACUCAGGGGUAUAUGGAUACGACUAUGGAUUUGAGGAUGGAGACUAUUUUUUGGACUAUGAUGGUUUUGAUGGUCUGAAAGGGGAUCCAGGCCCUCCGGGUCCUCCCGGUCCCCCCGGUCUCCCUGGGCCAGCUGGAAAGAGAGGACCACGGGGUCCUCCUGGUCCUCAUGGGAUUCCCGGCCCUCCUGGAUUACCUGGCCCCAAGGGUGCGAAAGGUGACCCCGGGCUGUCCCCAGGUCAGGCGACGAAAGGAGAACAGGGUGAGAGAGGACCACCUGGUCUUCCAGGCCCCAAAGGUUUUCCAGGACCAGUGGGUCCCAAAGGCUAUCCAGGACCACCGGGUCAGGCAGGAGAACAGGGUUUGCCAGGAUUGCCGGGCAUGGUCGGGGCGGCAGGUUACCCUGGCAGGCAGGGACUGGCAGGCCCAGAGGGAAACCCAGGCCCUAAAGGUGUCAAUGGUUUUAUCGGACCCCCAGGAGCACCAGGAGCACCGGGCAUACAGGGAGAAAGAGGGAUACCAGGACCUGUGGGGAAGAACGGACCCAAAGGAAGACAGGGCGUGAUUGGAGACGUUGGGGAAAGGGGUCCACCUGGGCCUGACGGGAAUCAGGGGCCUGUUGGAGCAACUGGCACCGGUGGCUUCCCAGGCCUCAGAGGCAACCCUGGGCCUGAGGGACGUCGCGGACUACCUGGCAUUGUUGGACCUCAGGGCCUGCCUGGAGGUGUGGGACCACCUGGAUUGAAAGGUGAUAAGGGAGAACCUGGAUUACGGGGGGAACCAGGAGACUAUGGCUACCAGGGUGACAAGGGGGCUGCAGGUAUUCCUGGACCACCAGGCCCACGUGGAAAACCCGGACCAAUGGGGAAGACAGGUGACCUAGGUGCCCCAGGACCACCAGGGCCUCCUGGACCUGAGGGAUUUCCUGGAGACAUUGGGGUUCCUGGUCCCAACGGCCCUCCAGGCCCAAAGGGUGUUCAGGGAGCGAGGGGCCCUCCAGGGCCUUUGGGGCCAAAGGGAACAGAGGGAGAUGAAGGCCCUUUGGGUCCACCUGGAGGUCCUGGCCCCACUGGCAGGCCUGGAAGGAAAGGUUAUAUUGGUGAGCCCGGACCUGAAGGACCGAAGGGUGAAGUUGGUGACCAGGGAAACGUCGGCAAGAGCGGCCCUCCAGGAGAAGAAGGUCUUCCAGGAAUUCCAGGAGUGGCUGGCCCACCUGGGGAAAAAGGAGAUCGUGGUCCAGCGGGUCCUUUGGGUCCACCAGGAGAGAAAGGUUCAAUGGGCUAUCCAGGCUUGCCAGGAGGUCCGGGAGAUGUCGGCCCACAAGGCCCACCAGGCCUGACAGGUCAGAGGGGUACUCCCGGUGUUCCUGGGACAAAAGGAAGGAGGGGGCCAAGAGGAGCUGAUGGACCACCUGGAGAGCCAGGACCAGAGGGCAUCAAGGGAGAAAAGGGCGGGCCAGGCCAGAAAGGAGCUACAGGGUUUGUUGGCAAAGCAGGAGGUCCAGGGAAACGAGGCUCUCCAGGGCCACCGGGUGUUGCAGGUCCAUCUGGAAGAUCUGGUGAAAGAGGACCUCAUGGUGAACCUGGACCUAAAGGGCCACCGGGGGAAACGGGAGCAGACGGAGAGCAAGGACCUGAGGGGCCUCCAGGACCUGAAGGUGAACAGGGACCUGCUGGAGAACCCGGAGCCAAGGGUGAAAUUGGACCUGUGGGUGCUGAAGGGGAGCAAGGGCAAGAAGGUGUAAGGGGGCCUCCAGGUCCAGCAGGGGAAGAUGGUCCUCAGGGAAAGGACGGGCCAAAGGGUGAACAAGGUGACCGCGGCGCAAUGGGAGAGCCUGGGGAAAGGGGCGAGGUCGGUGACCCCGGCCCUCCAGGACCUCCUGGAGACGCUGGAGCAAAAGGAUUCCCGGGACCCGAAGGAAAACAAGGACCACCAGGCAAACGUGGACGUCAUGGAAAGAAGGGUGACCAGGGUCCAUCGGGUCAGCCAGGAGAGAUGGGUCCUGCUGGCGAAAAUGGACAGGAAGGAGAGCGAGGACUGAAAGGAGCUCGUGGAACCAGAGGACCACAGGGUCAACCCGGAGUUAUGGGACCGCAGGGGGAACCAGGAAUGGAAGGGUACACAGGUCAUGUUGGCAAGCCUGGUCCACCUGGCCCCCCAGGACCUAAAGGUGAAAAGGGUUAUCCAGGAGAGGACAGCAGGACUCCAGGACCGCCGGGGCCCUUAGGUGAACCAGGUCCUCCAGGUGAGAGAGGUGACAGAGGAGACCCAGGAGAUAAGGGAUAUCAGGGUCACGUUGGGGUCACCGGUGCUCGAGGGUCAGUUGGACAGCAGGGGGCGCCAGGAUCACCUGGAAUGCCUGGAGAAACCGGACCUGAAGGAGAAAAAGGAACUCAGGGACAGCCAGGAAAAAAGGGUGCUCAGGGUCAGACCGGUUCUCCUGGUCCAGAGGGACCUAUAGGUUUGCCAGGGCCCAAAGGGAUGAUGGGAUAUCCUGGACCUGAUGGUCCUCCAGGGUUGCCCGGGUUACCAGGACUGCCUGGCCUGAUUGGUCACACAGGUCAGCGUGGCACGACAGGCAUUGAGGGGAGGGCGGGACUUCCUGGUCCGCGUGGUGAGCUCGGGCUACCUGGUGCGAUUGGAGACAGAGGAGAGCCUGGGAUACAGGGAGAGAGGGGUUUGCCGGGCGACAGAGGGGCAGCAGGUGCUAAAGGCCUGCAGGGUGCCCCUGGAGACCAGGGCAGAAAGGGUGAUCCUGGGGUCAAAGGUCAACCGGGGGAAGUUGGAGACCCAGGCAUCUUAGGACUUCAGGGUUUCCCAGGACCGAAGGGGCCGAGUGGAGAUUUAGGCUUUGCUGGAGUUCCAGGACCCAAAGGACCGCUGGGUACACUGGGUUUCACAGGUCCUGUUGGUCCAGUCGGUAUGAUCGGUCCAGUCGGAAGACCUGGUCCGCAGGGUCCUAAAGGAGGAACAGGAGAGAUGGGACCUCAGGGGCCACGCGGUAGUCCAGGACCAAGGGGUCUUCCAGGCGCUCCAGGACCAUCGAGACGUGUGCGUGUGGGAGGAGCCAUGCUGACUGUCAUGGAAUCUGACACACAAGUGCAUGAGAGCUACCAGAACGCCGAGGCAUCCGUGUCCGUGCAGAACGCCGAGGUCCUCAGGACUCUGCACUACCUGAGCACCGUCAUCUCUGACAUCAGGACCCCGGCAGGCACCCGGGAAAACCCCGCCCGCUUCUGCAAAGACCUGCUGGACUGCAAACCCAAGAUGGCCGACGGAAUGUUCUGGAUCGACCCGAACCUCGGCUGCUCGUCUGACGCCAUCCAGGUGUUCUGUAACUUCACAGCUGGAGGCCAGACCUGCCUUUCCCCCCUCUCUAGAGAUAAGGUGGAGCUUGGGGUCAGUAAGGUCCAGAUGAAGUUUCUGCACUUGCUGAGCAUUGAAGCCACUCAGUCCAUCUCGCUCCACUGCUACAGCGAGCCAGACACCACCUCCAUCACCACCUCCUCCACCUCCACCACCUCCUCCACCUCCUCCACCACCUCCUCCACCUCCAUCACCACUUCCUCCGCCUCCAUCCAGACAUCUGGCAAUGUACGCUUCUACGGCUGGAAUGGCCAGGUGCUCGAGAGGAGCUCCAUACCACACCAUCUUGUGCUUCAGGACGACUGUGGGGUACGUGACGGCCGAUGGCACCACUCUCAUUUCCUGCUGCACACUCAGGACCCGACCCUGCUCCCUGUCGUGGACGUGCAGGGUUUCCAGCCCCAGAGCGCAGGGCCUGAGCAGCGCCACCUGGAGGUCGGACACGUCUGCUUCCUGUGAGCCACGUCCUCCUCCUCUCACCUGUGAAACAACUGAAGGACUCUCGUUUCGAGAUGGCUGCCCGCAAAGCUGGGUCGCCAAAGAGCGCUGUGCUGCCGCCACGCCGUCGUGGCUUCCCAUGGGUCCUAAAGCCUGACCCGUACAGGGAAAACACCCUGUUUAAACUAAAGAAGAAUGCGAGUUGGAAUGAAGCAUGAACCCGUUGAGUGUGGGUUUUUUUUCGUUCUUCGAAUAUGGUGCUGGAGUUAACCGAGUCCACAGGCUGGGUUUUCAGAACUGUUUUUGUUUCUAGGUUAAAAGUGAGAUACUCAAAUGUGCUGAUUUUUGGAGAUUUUGAAGAAAUAAUCCAAUCCAGAACCUAAUAAAUAAGUAGAGAGUUAAAAAAAAAAAUGCUCAGUUGUGGUAUGAACAAUCUGACUCCAAAGUGUCCAAACAAGAUCAGGUCUAGUUUCACUGUGUUUCCCUGUGAAGAACUUCUGAAAGGCUGUUUCAGGAUCAGGUGCUGAUAAUCAGUUGUCCAAAACACAAUGUUACGCAACAUAUUAUAUUGUUAUUAAAGAGGCACAUUUCACUGUGUUUACGUCAUAAAUAUGAUUUUUGGCAACACAUUAGGCAUGAGCAACAGUGAUUAUGGGUGAGUUUAGAUAAAGGUAGUUAAAGUUAGCUAACUAGCUAAUGUUGGAUAUUGGCUUUCAAUGACAGUUUCUCCCUUACCUCAUAUGUAGUUGAUCAGGCAAGACAUGUUUGCCAAGUGCGAUAAAACUGUUCCUAAAUAGUAAUAAAUAACGGCGAUUCCCAGACUGAGCAAAAUAAUCGUGAUAAGCGGUUUAUCCGUUAUUUUACAGCCCUGACUGUUAGCAUGAACCUUUCUAAAUAUCACCAUUAGCCUUGUGUUUCAUUUGAGGAAGGCUACUUAAGUAGAAAGUAUUCUUGGGCAAAUAUUUUCGGACAAGUUUCAUAUUACGGAAGGUGAAGACAAUCCCAUGAUUCACUUCAGGACUACGAUAGUGUUCACGUGUUCUUUCAGGACUACAUGUAGCCUUAUUACUUAUACUGAUGCAGCUCAUAGAUCAUCACUUUCUGUUAAUAUAUACGUGUCCUGCUCAUGACGUCCUCCUGCACUGCGCAGUUUAGCUCAUUUCCUGCAUUAGCAGCAUAGCCACAUUAGCUUGGGAAUGAGUAGACGAGUCAAAUUAGCCAUGUUUAAUCCCAACAGCUAGAAUCCAGCCAUCGUUGGCCUCAGUCCACAGUAACUUUGGUAAUUUUGAAAACAUGUUUUGGCCAUACUAGCAUUUUCAGUCCAUUUCCCCUAAAAACAAUUCUAGUCCACAUUAAAGUGAAGCAUUAAAAUAUCAGAAAACAGCAUGCUGGGCAUGCACACUUUUCCUUUGUUUUGACAAUAUAAAUCUUCUCUUAUGUAUUAUAGAUAUUAUAUAAAGCACUCAAACAUGAAAAUAAAAAACAGCGUCGCAGUAAGUUCCGCCAUCUUGGAAUGAUAAUAAAAUAGAAAUGUUUAAAUUUGAACAUUCUAGGACUAAGACUAGGGUUCUAGGACUAAGUUUGUGUAGACUAGGACUCAAUUUAUAAGACUUAAAGUCAUAAGAAAUCUGUUGCUAGGCAACUGAGAAAUACAGCCACUAAGCAAAAGCUUGCUAAUGACAAGGGUAUCAAUUCAGUAGCCAUUAAGUUUUUUAUUUGGACAACGUAAACACACACUGACGGUGCAAGCAAGAUAAACUGAUCAGGAAUAUCUGCAUUGUCCCUCAGAAGUGUUGCUAAAUUGUAAAGAAAAUACAUUGUAGAGUUAAAAUGACACUGUAAUUACACUUAAUGUAGACUUUUAAAAACAUCCUCAGUAUUCUGCCAUAAUCUACAGUCAGUUAAAUAAAGAGCAUCAAAUUUAUUGGUUCAAAUGACUAUUUAAUGAAAACAUGCUUUUGUAGCAGUCAUGUGUGUUUGGUUUCUUUGUGUCCACACUUUAGCAAGUGCUAACGUACUAUGUGAUUAGCAAGCAGGUUAUUAGGUAGCUAUGUGAUAGGUUACAGUAGUGUAAGUUAAGACAUUGCAAUCAGGGCUGUUUUUGAACCUUUAGGGGAUUUAAGUGACAUCCUACGUUUUUUUUUUUAAAUCCUGCGUUCAUACAGGGUCCUGUGGUGGCUCGGAGGCCCAAUGCGACUGUGCGAAUAGUAUUUGUUUUUCGCUUUCUCAACAACUGGUUAGAAUAAACUCUCACCCUCUGAGAUACUUUUUAAUAUACUAGCAUUAAGAAACACACUUUACAUUAACACGCUGAAUCACAAGUAAAUCACAUGCUAGCACCUGUUUUAACCCACUGAAAGGUUGGUUGAUGAUCAGAUGAGUUGAAUCAGGAGUGCAUUGGGACUAAAAGAGCAGGAUUGAGGAAACACCAGACUUACCCGGUGCUAUGAGUGCAAUAGCUUGUGGAUGGAACGUGAGAGAUCAAGAAUCGCUUUUUGUUACGUGUACAAACUGAACCGUAGGCUAGUCAGACAGCACCUACCUCCUUCCCGCAUCGCCUUCCAAGAUGGCCGCUCACGAUGCCUCGGCGUUUGUUGUACUUACCAGCUGCGUCAAGACCCUUAAAGAGUACUUUAUUGAAAUACUGUCUUUGCAUUAUAAUAUAAUUUAUAUGAAUAUGUUUGACGUUGAUGUGUUGUGUUUUAUAGGCUUUAUUUACUUUUUUUUUUUUUUUUAUAAAAGAAGGUUUUAUAAAUCCUUACAGAAAAGUCGUCCUGCAUUUCAUGAAGCACAGAGUUUCAGCGUGUUUUGUAAUUAAGUAUACUGUACAUAUUUUACAAGUACACAUGUGUGUGAUGUAACCUGCUUAUAUGAAGGGCAUGAGACUUCUCUGUAAGGGUUCGACGCCUUCUCUAUGGUGCUGCGUUCGACACAGCUAGUUAAUCAGUCACUUUUUUUUGCCUGUGUAUAUUUUGACAAUAUAAUGUUGGUUUAUUUAUCUUUUUUUUCUUCGUAAAAUUGCUGUACUCCAAUAAAUUAUAAUACCUUUGUCAGAGAUCUGGCUAAUUAAGCAUUUAGUCCAAAUGAUUAUUUAUAUAAAGUUUGUAUUUGUAUAUGUAUAUAUACAUACACCCACCAACACACCCACACACACACACACACCCACCAACACACACACACACACUCGUGGCUCAAUGUUUGGCGAAGUACUGUCACAUUCUGGCAGCUAAAACAGGCCAGAUUCACAAAUAUCACACACGUUUAACUUAUAUAAGCACACAUCAACUGGAACAUUCACCCUGUAAAACAACAAAAUGUAAAUAUUAGAUAUGUUUGAUAUCAAAUAAACUGGUUUUAAUCCCAAA
Molecule: messenger RNA, 11206 nt
Organism: Pangasianodon hypophthalmus (striped catfish)
Lineage: Eukaryota; Metazoa; Chordata; Actinopteri; Siluriformes; Pangasiidae
Gene: col24a1
Product: collagen alpha-1(XXIV) chain
Exons: 61
Coding region: 2787-7862 (1691 amino acids)
Molecular function (GO): extracellular matrix structural constituent; pattern recognition receptor activity; low-density lipoprotein particle binding
Source: RefSeq, a predicted model, not a curated record